AUGAGACUCGGUGUUGUAUUUGUGAUCUCGCGAGUCCUAGCAGGCUUCACGUAUCUAGGCUGCUACUCUUCGGAUGCCAUUUCCGGCUUGACCAUGAAAGACUCGUACACGUGGCAGAGCUCCAGUCAUUGCACCGAGCAGUGUUCGGGACACGCGAUUGCUGCAUUGAUCAACGGCCAGGACUGCUACUGCGGCGACGAGGUGCCUUCGGACGACGCCGACGGCUCGUGCACGCAAUCCUGCGCGGGGUAUCCGAUGGAGAAGUGCGGUGGUACCGACUCUUACUCGGUGUAUGUUGACGAGUCGCAGGAGGAGGAGGACAGCUCGUCGACGCUGUCGACGCUAUCGACGCAGUCCUCCGCGGACGCUGCGACUGCCAGCUCCAGCUCGACUAGCUCCUCCAGCUCCUCCAGCUCCUCCAGCUCCCCUGAGCCCAGCUCGUCCACGUCGUCUUCCUCCACCCAAAGUUCCCCCACGCAGAGCUCCACCCAGUCUGCUCCGACCUCUGCCCCAACGUCUUCCACGACGUCUUCCACGAGCUCGUCCACAACGAGCUCAACCUCGUCCUCCUCGGCCUCCACCCUCUCCACGUCCUCGUCAACUACCUCCUCCUCCAGCUCGUCUUCCGAAACAGUCCGGAUAACGACGUCCGUCUCGCCCGGCAACACGCAGACCUCCAUCAUCUACAUCACGGAGUCGGUCGCCACUAGCACCUCCGCGUCGGCGGCCGCGUCGUCGUCGAGCGGCUCGAGCGUCCGAAAGGGGUCCUCCGGACUCAGCGCGGGCGCCAAGGCCGGAAUUGCGGUCGGGUCGAUCGUCGGAGCCUUGCUGCUCGUGGGACUCCUGCUCCUGCUCCUGCUCUGGCGCAGGCGGCAGCGCGAAGAAAGAGACGACCUCAGCGAGAAGCGCGCGUCCAGCAUUCUGGCGUCGCCGCUGCCGCCUCCAGCAGGCUCGCGAGGCGUGGCAGCAGGCAUCGGAGCCAACGCGUUCGGGUUCUUGUCCGAGGAAGACAGGCUGGACAUGCCGGGCACGUCGAGACGGUUCAGCGACGGGUCGUUGCCGGACGCUGCCGCUGGGGCCGCGGCGCCGCCCAAGAGUGCGCGCCAGGGAGGUUUGCGGGUGGUGAACCCAGAUCUCAGCGACGAUGAAUAA
Molecule: messenger RNA, 1152 nt
Organism: Ogataea haglerorum
Lineage: Eukaryota; Fungi; Ascomycota; Pichiomycetes; Pichiales; Pichiaceae
Exons: 1
Coding region: 1-1152 (383 amino acids)
Source: RefSeq, a predicted model, not a curated record